UCUCGUUUCUCUUUCUCUCCUUCUUUCUGUCGAUUCGUUGACACUCUCUCUGUUGCGUAACCCUUUGUCCUGGUUUAGCUCUUUGAGUUUCAGUUUCUGUAAACCGUUUCCACUUGUUUUCAUAUCAGUGCGUUUUUUUCUGUUUCUCUAAAUUCUGCUGCGUCAGCUAUUUUUUAGCUCUGUAACUCUCUUGUUGUUUCCUCCUAAUGUUUCUUACUUCUGGUUUUCCGAAAUCUUUUGCUGCUCCGCGUGCUUUUUAGCUUCGAAAAAGCGUUUUGUUUUUUUGCUCCGAAUAUGUUUCGCUAGUUUGAGCUCCUGUGAAUGUGUUCCGGCUUCGUAUCUCUAGCGUUGUCUCUGUACUUAUCUUCUGCGGUUGUUUCUCCACUUACGAUUGUCAAUUCGCGCAUUUUUUUCGUCGAUUUCGUUGCCAGGAUGCUGAAGAAACGCAAGGCCGAGAAGAACACGAAGAAGGACAAGGCGAGCAAGAAGGACUCAGAUGCUCCGAAGCGUCCCUCCAGUGCCUUCUUCAUCUUCAUGGAGGAUUUCAGGAAGUCCUUCAAGGAGAACUAUCCUGAUCAGAAAUCUGGUCCAGCUGUUGGGAGAGCUGGUGGUGAGAAAUGGAAAUCAAUGUCUGAUGCUGACAAAGCUCCCUAUGCUGAGAAAGCCUUGAAGAGGAAGGCUGAUUAUGAGCAAGCUGUCCGAGCAUACAAGACGAAGCUCAAUGGUAAUGGAUGCAAUGAACCGAGGGAGGAAUCUUUUCAAUCGACCUCUGAGAUCCACGACGAGACAGGCCAGGAGGCGAGCUCUUAGGGAAAGGAGAGCUAAGACUCUGUACAGAUGGUUCAGCAGUUCUGGACAGCUUUUGGGAUAAAGAAAUUCAAUUGUUCUUGUAUGUUUCUAGCAUUUAUGUACUACUUCAAAGGUGGUAUGGACAUGGUUUUCUAACUAUGGACAUGGUUGUCAAUAAUCAAUAUGACAUUUAUUUGGCUUCUGUUCC
Carya illinoinensis is the source of this 997-nucleotide messenger RNA. RefSeq names its product high mobility group B protein 3-like. The record is from RefSeq and is a predicted model, not a curated record. Bases 322 to 810 code for a protein of 162 amino acids. The transcript has 7 exons. Lineage: Eukaryota; Viridiplantae; Streptophyta; Magnoliopsida; Fagales; Juglandaceae.